Molecule: messenger RNA, 6444 nt
Organism: Habropoda laboriosa
Lineage: Eukaryota; Metazoa; Arthropoda; Insecta; Hymenoptera; Apidae
Gene: ana3
Product: rotatin
Biological process (GO): centriole-centriole cohesion; centriole replication; ciliary basal body organization
Cellular component (GO): centrosome; ciliary basal body; centriole
Source: RefSeq, a predicted model, not a curated record
AUGAACGGAAUAUCAGCAAUACAUGUCAAGAAAUUAAGUCACAGCAUCGAAGAAAUUCGAUCGAGAGCUUUAGAUAAUAUUAUUUUGAAAUACAAUCUUGGGCUUGGUUGUGAUUGCGAUGCUGUAAAAAAGGAAUUAAUAACAAAACUAUUUAAUUGGUUUUCAUUUGAAACUUUUACACAAAUACAAAAGGUUUUAGAUUUAUUACUUCGGUUAUUAAAGACAGGUGAUAAAAGUUACUUAAAUGCCUUUGGUAAAAUAAGAUUUCAAAAUGAACUUCAUGAAUUAAGAAGAAAAGUAGGUUUAGAAUGGUAUGAAAAACUGAGUGAAAUUGAAGACAUUAUUAAUUCAGAUGGAUUUCAAACAGUAUUACCGAAUGCAGAAAAUAUGAAAAAUCCUAGCUCUUUAACAAUAGGAUGUGUCAAUUACAAUAGAAAUAGAACUGGUACUAAGGAUUAUAAGUAUGAUGGAAUUAAAAAAUAUCAGACUAAAGAUCCUAAUUUAUCUGAAAGUAUGCUUACUAUUCCUUCUGAUGGAACUCCAAUAUCUAAAUCUACAGAAGGUGGCAUUAAAUGGCUAGUCAUGCCAUGGCAACCUUUGGUUGCUUCAGAUACAGGUGUCUUAGCAGCAGUUGAAGAAGCUCUAAAUAAUAAUUUAGAUACAAAUCUUAUAUUACAUACAUGUAAAUUUAUAACAAACGUGAUGAUGCAAGAUUUUCCUGCAGAAGUUUUCCUUCAAAGACCAGCAAUAGUCUCUAUAUUGCAUAAUCUUUUAGAAUCUAGUGCAAAUAAUUCAAAUGCUAGCCUUAGUAUUGUAGUACCAAUGAUAUUACAAACACUUUACAAAUUAACAAGGUCUUUGAGAUUACGGAUUUAUUAUUAUUGUGAACCAUGCAUUGCAAACAAGAAACAAAAAUUAUUAACAGGAAAAUUAAGCAACAAUAUGUAUUCUUCUUCGGAGGCAAGAGAUAGUCCCGAUGGAGGAUUUCCAGAAAUUAAUUAUCAAGCCUAUCAAUCCACUGGUAUAAGUGACAGAAGUCAAAGCAUAUCAGAUAACAUUGAUGAUUCAAUUUUGCAAUUACAGCAAAUGCUUAUACCUUCCUUUUGUAUUGAGACUUUAAAACAUGUUAUAUCUCAAUUCAGUAUUUCUAUUGAUUCAACAUUUCCAUUAAGAAACAUCAAGCAUGUGACAGAUUUAGCAUAUGAACUAGUGGAAUUACUUAUUAUUAGUAUUAUGCCAAAUAUUUGGCUUUGUAGUGAUGAUAUGUCUUUGAAAAUAACUGAAAGUAUAAAAUUAUUAUUUGGCAUCUUAGGAGAUGUCAUAGAACGUUUUGGAACUUAUAGUACAAUAGAUCAUUUCAGAAUAACAUAUCUACAUCUUAUAACUAUUACAAUGAAAUUGUUAAGUAAUAUUGUUCCACUGGAAAUAGCAGAUGUUAUCUUUCCCAAGUCACUUAAAACAUCAAUAUGUGCCGCUAUAAUGGAUGCUCCUAUUUAUUUAUUAUAUCCAAAGAUGCAUUCUAUAUUACAAGAGUAUGGUCGGCAAUUUCAAGGUAAUGAUGAAAUUGCAUACAUUAAAUUGUUUGAUGAAACGAGGGUAAUAGCAAAAUCAAUGCAAGCAGCUAUAUCUGUAAUUAAAAAUACAUCUGAUUCAUCUUAUUCAGAUGGUUUGAAAAUGUUGUAUGUUUCAAAAUUAAGUUUAUCUUAUCACAAGAAUUUCACUAUCAUAAAAAAAAUUGUUAGAUUUUUACAAAAUAUAAAUAGAUAUUCUUUAAAUAAUGAAGAUCGCACAUUGGCUACGAAAUUAGUAUUGAGCUUAUUAGCAAACGCAGAUGCUGAUAUACAAUAUGUUACAUACCUAGAAUGUCAUACUUUAAUCAAAAAUAUUCUAGGACUAGAAUAUAAUAGAGAAAGAUUGCCAUGGAAAAAUUUAACAUUUUUAUUUGAAUCAACUAUUUUAACUGAAAUAAUAUCUUAUGGUAUAACACAUGAAGAGGAAAGGAUAAAGGAAAUGUCUGAAGAAAUAUUAGUUUAUAUACUAAAAGGCAGAGUACAAAUGGGUGAAACUGGUUGGUUAAAAUUAUUAGAAGCAAUAGUACCGGUAUUGCCGCUUUUACAAUGCCAUAUUCAUCCUUCUACAACCUUAGGUCAAUGUGUAACAAAAAUCUUUGAUCCUGAUGUUUCUACUGAUAUACAAUUGCCAUAUAUUGAGGUUUUGAAAGGUAAUUUGAGGUUUUUGUUCUCAUCGGAUGCCGAUAUUAGAGAGGAAGCCGUUUGUCGAUUGAUUUGGCUUCUUGGAAAAGAAGCAGAUUCAUUUAAAAAGUUACCACGACUGUCAUCUUUACACGGUUUACCUCUGAGCUCGCUUUGUAUAUUUGAACGUCAAAUUUUGUUUAAAAAAUGUGAAGGCAGCUAUCAGAGAAACAAUUUAUUACCUGUACUUGAAAUGUUGAAUGAGCCGAAUAUCGAUCCAAAAAUACGGAAAUCUGCAUUAGUGCAAAUUAGUGUUAUGCUUACGGAUUCUUCGUUACAUAAAUUAUUUAUCGCAGAAAAUGGAUUACCCUUAAUCUUAAAGAUAUUUACCAGUGCUUUAAUUGAACAAGAAUUUGUUAAUUAUCCAGAUUCUGUCAUUCCAAUAAUCACCAUAUUAAAACUCUUAGCAUCUACUGAAUGUUCUAUACGCCAAGAUUUAUCCACUCAAGUUAACAUUUUUUCAAAUAUAAUCAGAAGUCUCUUCUUAUUUCCAAACAAUGAAUGUGUUAAAAUUGAUGGUUCACAAUUAUUAUGUCUAUUGCUUUAUAAUGAAUAUAUCAUGAGAUUAAGUGAAAAAUGUGCACAGAAUUAUAAUCAAUUAAAUAUUUCUUUACCUUAUAUUAUUGUAUCCAAAAUGAAACUACCAUUUCUUUGUAAAGUACAUUCAAAAAUAAGUAUGCAUAGACGAUCAGAUAUGUAUGUUCUUCACAGUACUAAUCUAUUAGUAUCAACAUUUAUUAAACACUAUUGGAUAUGGAAAUGGAACGAUGGUACAAAUGUACUUUGGAAAAGUUGGAGCGAUCUCUACGAUUCCGAUACAUUUGAAAAAUUGAAACUUGAAGAAAAUGAAUUUUUAAUUUUACGUUUUAGUUUUCCUCAUUAUUAUUGUCAGCAACAAUUAUAUAAUAUACAAAAUUCAACUACUCACGACUCAGUUUCAUGCGCACUUGAUUAUCUCACAAUGCAUAUAAAAUUUUAUAAAAUGCAACAACAUGAAGAAAUGAAAGAUAUAAGCUUAUUAUCUUGGGAACAAACGUUUGAACGAUUUUUAUUUUUACAGCCUACAAGUAAAGAAGAUUGUGAUUUGUUUGUUGAAGUUUUAAAUUUUCUACAACUCUAUAUCAAUAUUACAAGAGACGGAAAACAUAAAUGGACCAAUAAAAUAAUGCAAAAUAUAACUAAAUCGUUGACUGAAUUAUUAAAAAAUUCAGAAUUAGAUAAUCAAAAUGUACAUCAAUCUAUAUUAAAGCUGGCUCGUACAUGUUCAGCAGUAGAAAUAACUAAAAAAUGUACUGUUGAAGUUCAAGAUGUUUGGCUCCAGUUUAUUGAACUAGUUGUUUCUACGUUAUGUUUAGGAGAUCAACAACAUUUUUAUAAUUUAGCUUACCUUGAUUGGUUAUUAACAUGUUUAACAUAUUUAAUUGGAAAAUGUCACUGGGCAAAUUAUAAAAAUUUACUGAUAUCAUUAGGAAAUACAUUAAUCGAACUAAUUAUAUCCUUUCAUGGAGCUGGAACUGUUAGUUUUAUGGGUUUAUCUAUAACUAGAAAUUCUGCCAUAUGUCUGAAUCAUUUAUUGUAUCAAAUGCAGAUAAACUUUAAUAAAACUAUUUUCACACAGUUUUGGUAUGAAGAAGAUCGCACGUUAAAUUGGUUACCUAUGUUAUGGCAAAAUAGAGAUCCAUUAGUUCGUGCAUCUGCUUUACAAUUAUUGGCGGGUUUAAUGAAUAAUUUGCAUACAGCUUCUCAAUUACUAAAUUCUACAGCAUUAGCGCCAAGUGAGUUGUGUCAAGUAUUACUUCAAUAUAUAGCUGGUAGAGAAGAAUCGUGCAUCGUGAGAGAACAAGCAUGCUAUGCAUUCAGUAAUUUAGUAAAAAAUUGCAACUCGGCCAUUUUUCAAUAUGUAAACAUAUUAAAUUUGUUCAUAUUAAUAUAUGUAGAACAAAGCAAUACUUACUAUGAAAUUAGCGUUUUAUGUUCUAAUAUUUAUAUGUUUACUUCUUUGGACUAUGACGACAUAAAUAAUCAAAAAGCAGAAAAUAGCAAGACUCCUUCCAUUCGCAGUAUGCAAUCGGGUUCUACAUCCUUGGUACCGCGUACAAUUUCAUAUCUGUACAAUUGUCAAGAUGAAUUGCAGCCUUUUUCAGUGAAAGGUUCAGCAACCGUAGAUGUUGAUAAUUAUUUACAAUUUGUAACCACACCAUCAUUAAUAACAGCUGUUUGUAAAUUGUUAAAUAACUUAAUAUUUGUAGGAAAACAAGAAGUUGUUCAUCAAAUUUAUGAGCAUUCUAUUGACAAAUAUUUAUUUGGGUGUAUCAACGAAAUUCCUCAAGAUGUCGAAAAUAAAAAAGAGUUAACACAUUAUUGUGACAUUUUGGAAAUGUACACUAACAUUUGUACAGUUUUAACGAAUUGUAUCACACACAGUAACGAAUAUACUUUUGUUGCCAAUUUUUCUUCAGGAUCAUUAUAUACGUUACUCUGCUUUUUAGGCAGUGAUUUAUAUCGUAAUGAUACAUUGGAAUUAGUGUAUUUGCGGAACAAACUCUGGACCGAAAUUUUCAAUUUUAUAGCUAUACUUUCUUUAACAGAGAAUCAGCAUUUUGAAUCAAUACAAAAAGCUUUAGAGUUGUGUAAUCCUGUAUCUAUACUUUCAUCUAUUUAUAUUGCAAUGAAAGAUUCUAAUGCGGAACUUCGUAUCAGCGCUAUAGGUUGCCUUAUGUUUCUACUUUCUCAUGAAAUUCUAAAAGAUUCUUUAGGAAAAAGCAAUAUCUCACUACAAACUGUAAUAGAUACUGGUUUAGUAUGUUCAUCAAGCAACAGUCGAAAUAAUUUAAGAGAAAUUAUGUCUGAUAUUAAUAAACUUUCUUUACAAAGCACCAAUAGGUGCAAAAAAUCAAAUAAAAAUGAAAAUGCUUCUACAAUUUGCGAAAAAUUAAUAGAUUAUGAGGUUGCACAAAAUGAAGUUCCAAUGGGUGAAGAAUUUUGUAAUAUUUUAAUGCACUUAUUUAUUGCUCAUAAUUAUAGUAGGUCCAAGAAAAAUAAGAAAUUAAACGAAGACAAAGAUUUAAUAACAAGCGCAUUUACUAAUUUAUUAUGUGUAUCAAACACAGCCAAAAGAGUUGCGUUAAAAGAAAACUUACCCGAAACAAUUUUAAUGAUAUUGAAAGAAUUUUAUGUCAGAUUAAAUUUACAACCUUUUGAACUUUUCAAGAAUCAAACACAACGCGAAAAAAAGAUUCAUCCAUUAUUACUCGACUUGAAUCCUAUUUUUAUAUUAAUAAUGAAUUUUAUGUAUGAUAGUACAAAAGUCAAAGAAAGUUUUACAAAGGCAGGAUUAGCGGAUGUAUUACACAAAUUGUGGGCUUGGAUCACAUUAAAUAAAACAGUUUUGUCCACUGCUUUAAAAUUACUUGCAACGUACACUACAAAGUGUACUAUAGCUGCACAAUCUUUAACAUUAACGACUACCUUACCAGGAACAGGACUUAGAAAGACUCCUAAUACACUCGCACUGAUACAUAUUAUUACACAAUUAGUGUGCAAAGAAAUAGAUAAAGCGGGACAAUUAUUCGAUCAUCAAAAGUUACAUUUCGCGUUUCAUAUUCUGCGAAAUGCAGUACAUGUGCACGAAUGUAGGGUACUAAUUUCGAAGAGUAAUCUUCUACAGUUUUUUAUAAAAAUACAUCCAACUGCUACAAAAAGAACAAAACCGUGGCCACUCGUUGAAUUGUAUUGUUUGGAAUUUCUAAUUGAUUUUACUUAUUAUGAAGAGGGUCAAUUAUGCGUCCCAAAAGCUUCCGAUGGUUUGGACGUUUUAUUGCAAUUGUCAAAAUGUUCUUCAUCAUCUAGUAGAAUUCUUGCUAUUUCCAUAUUGCGCAAUAUUGCAUUUAACAUGACCAAUCGGCCACGAUUACUUAGUUCAGUGGAUUUUAUUAACGUUUUGCAUGACAUAUUUAAGAAUGAUUCUGUGGAUGAACUUAAAAUAGUAGGUUCCAUGUUAUGGUCUUUAGUGUCCAAUAAUCAAAAAGGAAAACUAAUUGUGCGUAGUGCUGGAUUUUCACAAAGUAUAAAAGAAGCUUUAGGCAGGCUUACACUUUCAAAUAUAGAUGACAGGCAAGAGGAAGAAGAUUUAGUUAAAAUGUUACAAUACAUAUUAAGAAUUCUCAAUCCAAUAAAUACAAAAAAUGAUUAA